AGACACUCAGCCUGCCUUGUCAAUUGUUUUGUGGCUAAUAAUACCCGGGAAAGGGAAUGGCUUUCCUUUAUAAUUACGAUGAGGAGGCAGGGCUUUUGGGCGCUAAAGACGCUUAUGCGUUUGCGUUUGCUGAACGCGAAGUGCGGCAAGGCUUUGUGCGGAAGGUCCUAGGCCUCCUGGGCGUCCAGCUGCUAAUCACCGCCGCCGUGACGGCUCUCUUUAUCUUCUCUCAGCCCGUCAAAACCUACGUAUUCACCGCACAAUGGCCAUUCUGGACCGCCUUCGCUGUAUCUCUGGUCCUCAUCCUGGCGCUCAGCUUCUCCGAGUCCCUGCGCCGCAACCACCCACUCAAUCUCUUUGUUCUGGCGGGCUUCACGCUGUGUGAGGCAAUGCUGGUCGGUACCGUGUCCGCCAUGUACGACACUAAGGUCGUCCUGCUGGCGGUUGGCAUCACUACAGCUGUGGUUCUGGGCUGUGCGCUGUUCGCCACCCAGUCCCGAGUGGACCUCACAAUGGCCAACGGCUUCCUCAUGUCGCUGCUGCUGGCGGUGUUCACCGCGUCGCUGCUGAACCUGGUCAUUCGGGCUCCCUGGCUGUAUGUGGGCAUCUGCAUUGCGGGGGUGGUGCUCUUCUCGCUGUACCUCGUCUUCGACCUUCAGCUGCUCAUGGGCGGCCAUAAGUACGCGCUCUCACCGGACGAGUACGUCUUCGCCGCCCUGUCCCUGUACCUGGACAUCAUCAACAUCUUCCUCUACCUGCUGCAGCUGCUGGGCAGCCAAGACAGGAGCUGA
Messenger RNA from Volvox carteri f. nagariensis, 791 nucleotides. RefSeq lists its product as uncharacterized. NCBI's taxonomy places the organism in Eukaryota, Viridiplantae, Chlorophyta, Chlorophyceae, Chlamydomonadales, Volvocaceae. The transcript is spliced from 4 exons. Bases 57 to 791 code for a protein of 244 amino acids. The record is from RefSeq and is a predicted model, not a curated record. Gene Ontology annotation, cellular component: membrane.